Molecule: messenger RNA, 1303 nt
Organism: Varanus komodoensis (Komodo dragon)
Lineage: Eukaryota; Metazoa; Chordata; Lepidosauria; Squamata; Varanidae
Product: vomeronasal type-2 receptor 26-like
Exons: 3
Coding region: 1-1209 (402 amino acids)
Biological process (GO): G protein-coupled receptor signaling pathway
Cellular component (GO): membrane
Molecular function (GO): G protein-coupled receptor activity
Source: RefSeq, a predicted model, not a curated record
AUGUCCUCCUUGCCCCCAGUGCUGCUGCUGCUGCUGCUCCCUCAGGCAGCCUGUGAAGUGGAAAAGGACAUCAACCAGAAUCCAGAGCUCUUACGCAACCUGAGUCUGGGGUACGACCUGUAUAAGUCCUACUAUGAUGGGAGAACCACCUCCUAUGCCAUGCUGCAGUUGCUUUCAGGUGGGGAAACACACCUUCCUAAUUACAGCUGUGGUAGAAAGACGAACCUGCUGGCCAUUCUGGAAGGAACCGAAUCGGACCUCUCCACUUUGAUUUCAGCCAUGUUGGGCAUCUACAAAACCCCACAGCAGUGCACCAAGUGUCCAGAAGAUCAGCAUCCAAACCAGGUCCGAGAUCAAUGUGUCCCUAAGGAGAUCACCUUCCUCUCCUAUGAACAACCUUUGGGGAUUGUCCUGACCUCCUUUUCUAUGUUCUUGUGCUUAACUACUGGCUUUGUGUUAGGAAUCUUCUUUAAAUACCAAGAAACUCCACUCAUAAAGGCCAACAACAGGGAUCUCUCCUACAUUGUCCUGAUAUUUAUCAUGCUUUCCUUCCUGACCUCUUUCCUCUUCAUUGGUCAGCCAUGGAAAGUGACUUGUCUUCUCCGACAAACGGCCUUCAGCAUCAUCUUCUCGAUUUCAAUUUCUUCAGUGUUGGCCAAAACCAUCACAGUGGUGCUGGCCUUCCUGGCCACAAAACCAGGGAACUGGGUGAAGAGGUGGCUGGGGAAGAGCCUUGCAAACACCAUUGUCAUUUCAUGUUCCAGUGUGCAGGUCCUCAUCUGCUCCCUAUGGCUGGGCAUCUCUCCACCCUUCCCAGAUUCCGAUAUGCACUCCCAACCUCAAGAGAUCAUCCUGCAGUGCAAUGAAGGAUCUGUGGCCAUGUUCUACAUGGCCCUUGGCUACAUGGGUUUCCUGGCUGCCAUCUGCUUCACAGUAGCUUUCUUGGCCAGGAAGCUGCCAGGAGGCUUCAACGAAGCCAAGCUGAUCACCUUCAGCAUGCUGGUCGUCUGCAGUGUCUGGGUGUCCUUUGUGCCCUCCUACCUGAGCACCAAGGGGAAGUACAUGGUGGCCGUGCAGGUCUUCUCCAUCUUGGCCUCCAGUGCUGGGCUGCUGGGCUGCAUCUUCAUCCCCAAGUGCUACAUUGUUGUGCUGAGGCCUGAUCUAAAUACAAAGGAGAAUAUAAUCUUCAAAAUCAAGCAGGGCAUCUGAUACCUCAAGGUAUGUCUGUGUGUUUGAUGCUAAGGUUCAGUGAUCUUUGUCACACUGUGCCUUGUGCUCUGCAUUUCCCCCAACUGGUCAUUUC